AAGAUACCAACACAAGAAGUCUUUUCUCUUCCCACUGAUCCAAGUGUACACAAAGUCCAUACAAAAUCUGUAGUCGUGACACAGUUCCAGCAGUCGUCGCCGCAUAAAUCCUACCCCUCCUCCGCCGCCACAAUGCCCGUUGACUACAGCAAGUGGGACGCAUUAGAGCUCUCUGACGACUCGGACAUUGAAGUGCAUCCCAAUGUCGACAAGAAAUCCUUCAUUCGCGCGAAACAGGCGCAGAUUCACCAGCAACGAGCCCAGAGAAAGCACAACAUCGCUACGCUCAAGUACGAGCGUAUCGUCAACGAUGGCAUGAUCGACCGCAUAGACCGUCUGCUCACCGUUCUGAAGUCACAUAGAGCUGCGUCAUCACAGUCUGCCGACGAGUUGGUUUUUCAGUCGCUGAUCGAGAGUGCGGGCGAUCCAAAGGAAGACCAGCCGCCACCCCCACCCCAAGGUGUGCACCAGAAUGUCAAGGAGCAGCCUGUAUAUUCUAAAAUGAUGGCGACUCUGGUUGAUCAAGUGAAGAAAGAGGUUGUUGAGCCUAACAAAGACGGCGACGACUUCGAGGCGUACAUUCGUGGCAUCACCGAACAUAGGACCAAAAUUGAAGGACUUCAAAGAGAUUUGAACACCAAGCUAGCCGAGUUGGAGGCUGAGGAAAAGCGAUACAUUACUAGCGACGAUAUACACACAGGUUUCGACUACUCAAGUAUACGAAAAGACACCACUCCUUCAUCUGAGACCUCGAAAGCUACAUCAUCUGGUGGUCCUGAGCUCCUCAACCCGUCGCGACCGGCGAUGAAGUCGUUCGACUCAGCACAAUCAGCAGGUGCAGACGCAGACAUAGAAGACGGUCCAGACCCAGAUGGUGCAACGGGAGCAGAUGAUGACGAUAAUAUCCGUGCUAGCCCCGAAGCCAAGCAAUUUGCAACGAUUGCAGUGGGCGACUAUCGCUCUUCCCUUGAGUUUAUAUCCAAGCACCCAGGCAUUCUCAAGGAGCGCGAAUCUGAUGGGUUAUUGAUCGAGGCCUUUGACGCACAGAUGGAAGGCAAGUCCAAAUAUGCUAAACAGUGUGUGCAUCAGGCAUUACUCAUACAGUACUGUCGGCAAUUGGGAAAGGACGGUGUCGGGUUGUUCUUCAAGCGUAUCACAACCCCCGGCCACCAAGCAGGCAAGCUGUUCACAGACGAUGUAAACACGACGUACGCAAAGAUACGGGAACGCGCAACUCAGAUAGCCAAGGAAAGGAAGGAAGAAGAUUCAAGGGGUGGUGAGGAACAGAUUCAACUACAUGCUGUUGAUCCAAGCACUGAGAUUACCAUCACGGUCCCGCCACCAAUACCGACGGAUCUGAGUGAAAGCAGUACACAACCUCCACCAACUCCCGAGCAAGUUCAGGCACGGCGAAUUUUCGAAAGCUUCCCACCAGGUCUUCGGCGUGCCUUGGAAAGUGGAAGUCUUGACGAGGUCAAUAAAGUGCUUGGCAAGAUGAGCGUGAGCGAAGCGGAAGAGGUGGUCGCCAAGCUAGGUGAAGGCGGCAUGCUAAAUUUGGAGGAAAAGGUCAUCGACGCAACAACGGAAGACGGAAAGAGAUUGGUUGAGGAAAUUGAGAGGACGCAUCGGCUUCCAGUUGAUCCAGACGCAGGUCCUGGACCGGAGGUGAUUGAGGCCGAAGAAUUGCCAGAGAGAGUAAGGGAAGAAGUGAAGCUUGAGGACGUUGUUGACUGAAUACACCUUGUUGAAGUUUGCAGACUAGCGCAAGUCAAAGAAUGCGCGUCUGCCGGAACUGACCACGCUUUUGUGUCAUGGCAGAAUCACCAUUGUAUAAACAAAAAGCUUUUCUUCAGCAUUCAUAUCACAUCCAUGAUUGAUAUUCAACUCACUGUCGCAGUUCUCCUAUACUCAAGCUGCUUGUAAAGCGACACUUUCUUCCAAAUAUCCUUGAACACUGCUCAAUGAAUGUCCAGACAGGGAAAUCCUGAUCAACG
Messenger RNA from Verruconis gallopava, 1994 nucleotides. RefSeq lists its product as uncharacterized. Gene Ontology annotation, molecular function: heat shock protein binding; protein kinase binding; protein-folding chaperone binding. The record is from RefSeq and is a predicted model, not a curated record. Lineage: Eukaryota; Fungi; Ascomycota; Dothideomycetes; Venturiales; Sympoventuriaceae. Gene Ontology annotation, biological process: protein stabilization; protein folding. Gene Ontology annotation, cellular component: cytoplasm. The transcript is spliced from 3 exons. Bases 133 to 1734 code for a protein of 533 amino acids.